Ipomoea triloba (trilobed morning glory) is the source of this 1458-nucleotide messenger RNA. RefSeq names its product putative exosome complex component rrp40. Gene Ontology annotation, biological process: CUT catabolic process; TRAMP-dependent tRNA surveillance pathway; U4 snRNA 3'-end processing. Lineage: Eukaryota; Viridiplantae; Streptophyta; Magnoliopsida; Solanales; Convolvulaceae. Gene Ontology annotation, cellular component: nuclear exosome (RNase complex); cytoplasmic exosome (RNase complex). The record is from RefSeq and is a predicted model, not a curated record. The transcript is spliced from 10 exons. Gene Ontology annotation, molecular function: RNA binding. The coding region runs from base 307 to 1035 and encodes 242 amino acids.
CCCUUCCUCUCAGACUCGGCGGUUUCUGUCUUCUGUCGACUCCUCUCCGUCUCUCAGUCUCCCACGCCGUCGCAGCCAGCCAGCAGCCGGCAGUCUCCUCCAACGCGGCGGCGAGCCGGCUGACCUCUCAGUUUCUCACUCUAAUAGCAGCCCACAGUCUCCUCAAACCUCAAGGCUCACGGCUCACUCAGUGGCUAGCACAAGCGACUGGAUUCUGGGUUAACUACUUAGAACCAAACCUAAACCUUGCUUACUCCAAAACCCCCCCCAAAUACAAAUUUAGGGUUUAUCAUUUUUUGAUGAAAAAUGAAAAUGGAAGCUAAACAACCAAGUACUCUCUCAAGCUUCAUCGACCAACCAGUAGUCCCAGGUGAUGUGAUAUUGGAUCUUUCUUCACUGGCUAACCAAACCAUAAAGCUUGGGGGUGGCCUUCGACAGGAUUGUGAUACUGUAUCUGUCAUGAAAGCUGGGAUUUUGAGAUAUACAAAGCCAAAUAAAUACUGGGUUGAAAGCUCACAAAAAAGAUAUGUUCCUUGUGCGGGAGAUUCAGUUCUUGGAAUCGUGGUCGACACUAAACCAGAUAACUUUCUUGUAGACAUUAAAGGGUCAAUGUUGGCAUUUUUGCCCGUUCUAGCAUUUGAAGGAGGAACAAGAAGAAACAUUCCAAAAUUUGAGGCCGGAACACUGAUUUAUGCCCGUGUUGUCAAGGCCAACACCGGAAUGAACCCUGAGCUGUCAUGUAUGGAUGCCUCUGGAAAGGCUGCUGAGUUUGGUCCCCUUAAAGAGGGGUACAUGUUUGAAUCAUCAACUGGCUUAUCACGGAUACUUUUGAGUUCCCCGACCUGCCCUGUUCUUGAAGCUCUUGGCAAGAAGCUCUCUUUUGAGAUAGCAAUUGGUUUGAAUGGCCGUAAUUGGGUAAAUGCUCCCUCCCCCGCAACAACUAUCCUCGUCUCAAAUGCUAUCAUGAAUUCCGAGUCCCUGAGCGCCGUGCAGCAGAAGAUUAUGGUGGAGAAGCUGCUCCAUAGAGUGCAAUAAUGAUACACAAAUUUGGAGCUUUUAGCUCCAAAAAGUAGAAUCCAGCCUUUUCACAUUCUGCAUUCAAUUACAAGGUUUUUGUUGGUAGGGAUAGAGGGAUAUUCUGUGUUGAAUGUAAAUGAGGGAAUGUAGAGAACGUUCCUCAACCAUAUUGUCUCACCAUUUGGCAGAUUAACAACAGCUCCUUCACACGACUAUACCCAUCAAAGUAAUCCAAGGAACAAACAAUGUGUGAUCUGUGGCCUCUGUUUCAAGAAUCCAUGUAGUUGAACACUAGAAUUGUAUGCCUAGGAUAAUCAAGUGUUGGAAAUUAAUGAAAAAAAUGAGAAAACUAUGGUGACAUUUAUGUAAUUAUGAUGGUGCAUCUGGAAACAAUUAAUAAUGCAUCCAAGGAUAACUAAUAAUGUCAUCAUAUUUUUUCUU